UUACCUUCGUCUACGCGGCGGUAGGCUACAUGCUUUAUGGAUGGGGAGCGCAUUUUGGCAUGCAUUGGAUCACUAUUGCGAUAGGCCUGGGCUGCAUGAUUGCGCACCAGGUAUCUGCCUGCUCUGUAGCCACUGCAUAUGCCAUGGAGUGUUUUCCGGGAAUAUCUGGGGAGUUGGUGGUGGUUCUCUCGAUAUGUUCAUCUGUGAUCAACUUCCCACUCUCCUUCACGGUGCAGCAGGUUGUCGAUAUGAUAGGGUUUGGAUAUGCGUUUGUGUUUUAUGGGUUCUGCGUGCUGGCGUCCAUGGCCGCCGCGAUCCCCGCGGUCUUGUAUGGAAAGUCAUGGCGUCGUCGAGCUGCUCCAAAAUGGAAGAAAUGGCUUGCAGAAAGAGACCACAUCGACUAACUUCUCCCCUUGCCUGGUGUGUGUAUUUUUCAAGCGAGAUACUUUGCAAACAUGAUUCUUCUAUCAGGGUCAACGACGUCAAACGACUUUGGCGUCUCGAGGUCGCGGCGAUUCUAUUAGUUUGUGGGGAAAUUAAGGUUGCUUACUAUCCAGAUAUUCCAUUUUCAUUGGUCAGUGUCUGAAAUUAUGACGGCAAUGACUGGAUGACGCAUUAGCUUACAUAAUAUUAGACCAAUAAACAUUUUUUAAGUUCGCGAUAUAAAAUGCGUCUCGACCAACCAUCCUCCUUUCUUCUCGGACUCCACUUCCAUGCAUCCACAUUAUUGCCUAAUUAGGAAAUGAUCUAUCUGCAUCAACAUCUACAUCUAUAUCAACAUCGACAAUCUUCAUAUACAUUGGCGUCCUUCUAUAUAUAAGACAUGGACGCAGAAUCUACACAGGAAUUCUUGGAGGAGAAAGAUCUCGUGUUGAGCAGAAGAGCGUCUUUAGAAGAAGCACGAGCAGCACGCAGACAGGCAGAGUAUGGCUCUGACAAGUACUGGGAGUUGCUGAGGGAUGUACUCGAAAAAUCAGCGGCUCUGUCUGAACUGGCAUGGAACCUAAGUGAAAGAUUACUAACCCUCCGUGACUGCAACGAGGAGGAUCAGCUUGGCUAUAUACGGAGCGACAGCGCAUUCCUUUAUCACAGGGAGCGCCUAAAUGCGCAGUUCCAGAUCACCGAUAAGAGACAACUAAUGUAUCCCGGGAGAGAAAGGGGGAUGUCACCGUCCCUAAAACCGAAUAUCUGCCCUUACCAACAACGAAUUUUCAUCGAGCGGGUAAUAAACACCAAGGAUGAACCAAAAUGUCCACGCUGGUCGUUUGUGAGGGAUGUCAGGGUGGCCUACGGUAAAGCCACGUUCAUGGGGCAGUCGGCGCGCUGGUGCUGGUGUACAAUAAGGGAUAGACAGGUCUCGCCAACCGACCUCAGAGCGGUGGAAAUCUUCCCGCACUCGCUGGGUCAGCAGUGGAUGACCUAUAUUUUUGGACCAGAAGCAAGGGGAAAACUAUACACUGUUGGUAAUGGCCUCUUGCUGCCACCAAAUCUGGCUGAGCAGUUCAGUCAGUAUCGAGUCACGUUAGCACCCACCAACCAUAGGUGGAACGACAACAGUGACCCAUGGACAUGGAAACUCGUGAUAGUUGACCGGAAGGGCCUCUGGAACGAGCUCACGGACUGCGGAAUGUGCUAUGGUGACCUCCAUAAUAGAAGCAUACCCUUUCAAGACGCGGUGCGCCCCAACGGCAAAUUUCUGUUCUUCCACUACCUAUGUGCGAUGCUGCUUCAGGCACGCCGAGACGAGGAAUAUGGUACCAUGCUCAAUGAAGUGGGCCUAGAGGACGCCUGGACGGACGAGGGGAGAGUGCACAGUGGCCCCUAUAUCAGGGACACGGUGUUAGGAGGCUUCAUCGAGCAGUUUGAUGAGUCUGGUGUCUCGCCGAUCUUCAGAACGAAGAUUAUGGCGCACUUCAGGCCCACAGAUGACACGGAGGAGGAGACCGUGAACGUGCUGGCCGACAUUGACCCCCAAGCUGAGAUGGCCGAGGACAGCGAGAGUGAGGAGGAAGCGACCGAGUAUCUAGACGAGAUGAUAAAAACGUUUUGGGGGAAUUAACCAUGAGCACCCAGACAACGCUCCCAACCGGAGACUGGGAGUUCUGUGGGCGAAUGUCUGGUGUGAUAUAAGUUAGCUAGCUUUCCUAACCAGAGCUUGACAACGACCCCUGGUGCUUAACUUAUAGCUAAGUAGCUCCAUAGUUAUGAUAUCAUCGUUACCAGACAGAGUUGACUUCCACACUUCCCGUCUACCCCGUCGCCAUGCAUGUAAACCAGCUAGCGCACCAGCUUAUGCUCGACUAACGAAGCCUGUCCAUGCGCAUCCUGUGGCUGAAGAAACCGAACGUGUCGCCACUCGUACGAUGCAUCACUGCUGGGCCCCUGCUUGCUUCUUACCAGCCACGCUGCUGCUCUGCUACGAUCGCUUCGCAGCCAGCCAGGAUGAACAAAGCUCGUAUCAGAUCCAGAGCAGAGAAAAAGCAAAGGGCCAGACAGUAUUGACACUCCAUACCCUCUGUAGCAGUACUCCGGAGUAGCCAAACCUGUGGCGAGCCAUGUCCCGGGUCCUUGUCCAU
This is a messenger RNA of Trichophyton rubrum CBS 118892, 2576 nucleotides long. RefSeq lists its product as uncharacterized. Bases 824 to 2059 code for a protein of 411 amino acids. Lineage: Eukaryota; Fungi; Ascomycota; Eurotiomycetes; Onygenales; Arthrodermataceae. The transcript has a single exon. The record is from RefSeq and is a predicted model, not a curated record.